AUGGUGAAGGAUCCUUUAGGUUUGACAGGACUCUCAAGUUUGAAAAGAGCCGAAUUGAUUUGCUCAACUGACUCAGCUUUGUUCCAAAACACAACAGAUUGGGCAACAGAGGUGUGUGGUAAUUUGAAAAAGGAAUCUAUGAUAAGGACACUGAUAGAGACAUAUUUUCCUCGACACCGGACAGAAAUGGAUUGA
Molecule: messenger RNA, 195 nt
Organism: Prunus armeniaca (apricot)
Lineage: Eukaryota; Viridiplantae; Streptophyta; Magnoliopsida; Rosales; Rosaceae
Source: the annotation of a GenBank genome assembly